Messenger RNA from Vanrija pseudolonga, 948 nucleotides. RefSeq lists its product as uncharacterized. The record is from RefSeq and is a predicted model, not a curated record. The coding region runs from base 1 to 948 and encodes 315 amino acids. The transcript is spliced from 3 exons. NCBI's taxonomy places the organism in Eukaryota, Fungi, Basidiomycota, Tremellomycetes, Trichosporonales, Trichosporonaceae.
AUGGGCCUCGCGUCCCACGCGCAGCAGCAGCAGCAGCAGCAGCGUACGCGCAGCCUGCCCACGCCACCCACGGCUGCCGCGUCAGGCUCGGCGCUUCCGAGCGCCGCGACGACGACGGCGGCAAGCCCGACGACCACAGCCACCAGCCCGUCGGCCAGCCCGGGCACCGCGCAGCCGCCUCUGUCCCGCGCCCAGUCGAUGGCGCGCACCACGUCGUCGUCGCUGGACAAGCCCUCGCCGCCGCUCCCGUCGCCACCACCGGGCGUCACCAUCCACCCGCAGUACACGACUGGGGACGUGACCAUCCUCGCGCGGGGUGAGGGGCAGGGGCUCGUAGGCUUCCGUGUCAAGUCGAGCGCGUUGGGGCGCGCGAGCGAACAGAUCCGCGACUACCUCCCCCAACUUGGCCCGUCGCGGCAGCUGAGCGUAGGCGAGAGCGCCGCCGAGGUCCACCUGCUCCUCAACGCGCUGACGCGCGGCCUCGUCCCGCGCCCGCCAGAGCAGCCGCACACGCUGGCAGAGUACCUGGCCCUGCUGCGCCUGUACGAGCGCUACCGCGUGCGCGUGCUCUACCGCAGCAUGCUGGUCGCGCGCGCCGAGGACAAGGCGUUCGACCUGGUGUACCCCCUGUCCGGGGCCAAGGGCCAGACGCUCACCCGCGACGACAUGUACAACUUUUUCCGGCUCGCGCAGGAGGCGCGCUCCGCCAAGCUGUGGGAGACGGCCCUGCGAUACGCCGGCAACUGGGGCCCGCAUGCCAAUCCGUGGCGCCUCGGCACCGAGGACUAUACCGAGCUCGGCGCGGGCACGUUUGAUGUGCUCCUCGCGCUUGAGGCGCUCAACUCGACGUUUGGAGAUGGUAUCGCAAGUCUGCGCGUGGUUUAUCCCGAGGAUGGCCGUACCGCCGUGGUACGCUCAAAGGAUCCCAAGACGCUCCACUACGUCUAG